Molecule: messenger RNA, 1287 nt
Organism: Aspergillus mulundensis
Lineage: Eukaryota; Fungi; Ascomycota; Eurotiomycetes; Eurotiales; Aspergillaceae
Product: FAD-dependent oxidoreductase
Exons: 2
Coding region: 1-1287 (428 amino acids)
Molecular function (GO): FAD binding
Source: RefSeq, a predicted model, not a curated record
AUGGCUUGUGAAAACAACCAACCUUCUCUCCGAGUCGUUAUCAUUGGUGGCUCUAUCACCGGACUCACCCUCGCCCAUUGCCUGGACAAGGCUGGGAUCGAUUACGUCCUGCUUGAGAAGCAUCAGGACAUUCUGGCCAGUUUGGGCGCAUCCGUUGCUCUUCAACCCCCCGGCUGCCGUAUUCUAGACCAACUUGGCGUCUUCGACCGGCUCAAACAAUGCAGACAUGACUUGGACAAGUACCAACUGGCGCUUCCGGGAGACUUCAAGUUCGAUAUCACAGCGCCUGGUUUCUACACUGCGGGGUAUCUCCUUGGUAUUCCACUGUGCUUAUCAAACCUAACUAACACCGGUCAUUGGUCCAGAAUGGGCUAUCCAGUAACGGCAAUCACCCGGCGAAAUCUUCUCCAUGCUCUAUACACGUCGCUAGAGGACCUGUCAAAAGUCAAGACGGGCACUCGAGUUAUCAAGAUCGACCCGAGUUCGAGUUUAGAUCCCCACGGGCCAUUGAAGGUGACCACCGAGUUCGGAGAGCAGUAUACAGGGGACGUGGUUGUGGGUGCCGACGGGACUCACGGUGUUGUUCGCGAUGCGAUGUGGCGGACGGCGGAAACCUCGACUCGAGGACCGAACCCGGGUCUAGAACAAGACAAACGCAGCAUGCAAGUCGACUACUACGCGAUCGUGGGCAUGACCGGGUCAGCUGAGGAGGUUGCUCAAGCCCUGCCACCAGGCCCGCUGUACUUGCGUUCCCACCCUCAUUGCUUGUUCAUGGUGAUUCCGUACCCAGACACCACGAUUACCUGGUUUGCGAUCAUCAAGACAGAUCGCACAUACAUCCACCCUGACGUCCCAAGCUGGUCGCAGGAAGACGUCGCCGCCAAGCUCGAACAGCUCGGCGACUACACCAUUCGACCGCAGGUCACCUUCCGCGAUCUUUGGCAGAGAACAUCCUCGAUUACAUCGACUGCAUGCCACGAAGGGCUCCUGCAGACCUGGUCAGCUGGCCGCAUGACGUGCAUCGGCGAUGCAGCUUUCAAGUGCAUUGUCCGAGUACUAUGUGCCGCUGCGGAACCGACUCUGCGGGAUUUGCAUGUACUCCCACCGGGCUUCCCGGUCGCAGUCGCUCGAAACUUUGGCUGGCUGGCUUAUGCUCCGCUUCAUCAGCCCCCUCAUCGGGCGCCUCUCGUAUUACCUCAACCUACUCUACAUGGAGACCGCCGUGACGCUGGAUUACCUGCCGCGCCCGCUGCGCGACCGAAAUGCUGCGGGGGGACGGGAACGUGA